Punica granatum (pomegranate) is the source of this 1304-nucleotide messenger RNA. NCBI's taxonomy places the organism in Eukaryota, Viridiplantae, Streptophyta, Magnoliopsida, Myrtales, Lythraceae. The record is from RefSeq and is a predicted model, not a curated record.
CCACUCACUGGACACCGUCCGUGAGAAAAAACGAAAACCUCUGUAAAACCUCUCUGCUCUGUCUCUCUGUCUCUCGCCAUUAAAAUGCAAAUCUCUCCCGUCAAUCUCCCUCUCAAACCUCCAUUAACGUUGCCUUUUCCUUCUGUUCAGCCCAUCUUGCAUUCACGGCAAUCCCCUCAGAUCCCUGCAGAUUCCCGCCACAGGCUGCUCUACCUCCCGCCCCUCAAUUCGCUCAGGGGCUCGGGCUACUUGUCCACCAUUAACCGGGCCAUCGAAGAGGAAGAGUAUCGGAAGGCCCGAGCUGAGGUAGCUCGCAGAGGGAUUGGAGUGGAAGGGUAUUCGAUCGAGGGGAUUUCGGUUGGCGGGCACGAGACGUGUCUCAUAGUUCCGGAGUUUAAGUGCGCGUUCGAUAUCGGGAAGUGCCCUAGCAGGGCUAUCCAGCAGAAUUUUGUGUUCAUCACUCACGCCCAUCUCGAUCAUAUUGGUGGAUUACCGAUGUAUGUAGCCUUCCGCGGUUUGUAUAAUUUAAAGCCUCCAACAGUGUUUGUCCCUCCUUGCAUUAAAGAAGAUGUGGAGAAGCUGCUUGACAUUCAUAGGACCAUGAGCCAGGUGGAACUGAACCUUGAUUUGGUUGCGCUCGAUGUGGGAGAAACAUAUGAAUUGAGAAACAACCUAGUUGUACGACCGUUCAAGACACACCAUGUUAUUCCAAGCCAGGGUUAUGUUGUAUACUCAGUCAGGAAAAAGCUGAAGAAGCAGUACAUUCAUCUUAAAGGGAACCAAAUUGAGAAAUUGAAGAAGUCUGGUGUUGAGAUUACAGACAUCAUAUUGUCUCCAGAGGUUGCCUUUACUGGGGAUACAACAGCUGAAUAUAUGCUUAAUCCACGCAAUGCUGAUGCCUUGAGGGCCAAAGUUCUCAUAACAGAGCCUCUUGUUUUUUCACAGGCUACAUUUUUAGAUGAUGCAACUAGUAUUGAGCAUGCGCAACAACUUGGGCAUACCCAUAUAUCUGAGAUCAUUCAGCAUGCUGAGUGGAUUCGGAAUAAGGCUGUUUUGUUGACCCAUUUUUCUUCACGUUACAGCAUAGAGGACAUACGUCAGGCAGCCUCAAAGUUGCAGUCGAGGGUGUCUGCGAAAGUAGUCACUCUUACAGAAGGUUUCAAAUCUGUGUAUUCAUAGAUGCCUACUUGCUUCCUCGAAAUUGUACUCAGUACACGGAUGAAAGCCGGACAUGAGAAUUAUGCUGCAGUUAAUUCUUUUGUGAAUAGACUACGGUUCUAAUCAAGACAGUAAUUAGCCAGCAA